AUGCACCCAGCAGAGAUCCGACAGCUUGUACUAGUGAGGAUGAGGAUGCUCUGCCUGAGCCGCUGGUCCUGUGCCAAGAUACUUCAAAGCCUUAUUAAGAACGUCGGGAUCCCCAUGAAGCCCUACUAUACCCAAGUUUACCAGAUGUGGGUAGGAAUGGGGUUGGUGGGCUUCAUCGCUUAUAAAAUCAGGAGUGCUGAUAAAAGAAGUAAAGCCUUGGAAGCUUCCAGUUGUACACCUGCUCACGGUUAUCACUAA
Molecule: messenger RNA, 258 nt
Organism: Cervus elaphus (red deer)
Lineage: Eukaryota; Metazoa; Chordata; Mammalia; Artiodactyla; Cervidae
Product: ATP synthase subunit ATP5MJ, mitochondrial-like
Exons: 2
Coding region: 1-258 (85 amino acids)
Cellular component (GO): mitochondrion
Source: RefSeq, a predicted model, not a curated record